Molecule: messenger RNA, 2143 nt
Organism: Lemur catta (Ring-tailed lemur)
Lineage: Eukaryota; Metazoa; Chordata; Mammalia; Primates; Lemuridae
Gene: NUDT16L1
Product: nudix hydrolase 16 like 1
Exons: 3
Coding region: 762-1406 (214 amino acids)
Cellular component (GO): nucleus
Molecular function (GO): snoRNA binding
Source: RefSeq, a predicted model, not a curated record
CUCUUAGCCCCAGGUUCCCCAUUGGUAAAUUGGGGAAACUCCCACUUUCCCCGACAGUACCGGGCAUAUGGUGCCUGGCCUGGAGGACACUGCAGAGCUCCCAGUCCCCCGAUUUAAGUCACCUCCUGCCCUAGUAGGCUGGGUCCAGUGAGCCCCAGAGCUCCUGGCCAUCCAGCCUAGCGCCAGGCCUGGGUGUGGACUCGGGACUGGGGGCAGCCGGCUCUCCUGAGGCAGACGGAGUGGCCCCGACGGACAGCUGUGCAGCGUGGCGGGGGAAGGUUGCCGCCCUCGGGGCUCAGGUCCGAGGAGCCUGGCAGAGGAUGCCUCCUGAGCGUCGCUAGCUCGCGUAGCAGCUGGGGUGCCGGCUGUCCUCUUCGAGGCGCCCAGGGACAGGUGCGUGGCGCACAGCCUGAGCCCGGAGUCCACACGCACCUGCCCUUUCAGGACACAGUGCAGGCGGCGCGUUGCAUCUGGGGAGGUGCGGUCUUCGCAGGCCGUGGGCGGGGUCGCCGCUCGGGGUGAGUGACUAUUGGGUGUCAGCUGGCACGCAGGGCCCCGUGCCUUUGCACACUGUCCCUUCCGCCUCUAAACGACGCGUCGCAGGGCAGCGAUGGGCUCUGCCCUGACGCGCGUCAGGGAUUGGUGGGGAGGCGGGGCCCAGGGGCCCUGCUGCUCGAGGAUUGGUGGGCUGUGACAGAGGCGGGCCAGCGCAUGCGCUUAAGGCGGGGGGGCCCGGCGGGGCCGCCGGGACCAGUGACAAGAUGUCGACGGCGGCGGCGGCGGUGCCGGAGCUGAAGCAGAUCAGCCGGGUGGAGGCGAUGCGCCUGGGCCCAGGCUGGAGCCACUCGUGCCACGCCAUGCUGUACGCCGCCAACCCCGGGCAGCUCUUCGGCCGCAUCCCCAUGCGGUUCUCGGUGCUGAUGCAGAUGCGCUUCGACGGGCUGCUGGGCUUCCCCGGGGGCUUCGUGGACCGGCGCUUCUGGUCGCUGGAGGACGGACUGAACCGGGUGCUGGGCCUGGGCCUGGGCUCCCUGCGUCUCACCGAGGCAGACUACCUGAGCUCGCACCUGACCGAGGGCCCGCACCGCGUCGUGGCGCACCUGUACGCGCGGCAGCUGACGCUGGAGCAGCUGCACGCUGUGGAGAUCAGCGCGGUGCAUUCGCGCGACCACGGCCUGGAGGUGGGGCCGCCGCCCGGGCCCCGCCCCCCGCCCCGGGGUUUGGCUCUGGCCCCGUGGAAGGCACCGAUGGGUGCUGGGCCUCGUGCGGGUCCCACUGUACACCCAGAAGGACCGAGUCGGAGGCUUUCCCAACUUCCUGAGCAACGCCUUCAUCAGCACUGCCAAGUACCAGCUCCUCUUCGCCCUCAAGGUGCUCAACAUGAUGCCCGAGGAGAAGCUGGCUGAGGCUGUGGCUGCAGCCACAGAGAAGCAGAAGAAGGCCCUGGAGAAGCUGCUUCCGGCGUCCUCCUGAGGUGGCUCCUGUGCCAGCUGUCGCCCUCCCCACCAGCAGCCGUAUCUGUGCCCACCAGCCGAGAAGACCUGGCCCUGGGAGUCCCGUGAAAGUGUGUCUUCUAGCGUGUUUCUGUGCUCGCCGUUCUGACUGCAUGGGGCAGGCAGGCCUCUCGUCAUCUCCACUGUCCCAAGCAGUCAUCAGGCGGUGGCUGGGCCAGCUGGGACCCAGCCCGUCCUCUCAGGUUGGUCAGUGGGCAGUCUGGGCACACUGGGCCUGGCUCUUCAGGCUCAGGACAUUCGUGCCCACCCAAAAGCUCAAACUCUCCUCACACGUAGUGCCCCGCUGUCGCCGUCCGAGGGGCAGGUGCACCGCUCUGAGGCCAUGCGGAAGGCAGUUUGCUCUGGUGGAGGCGGCUGCGUCCAGGCCAGCUCGUUCCACAUCCCGCCCGAGCCAGCCCCAGGGUGUGGGGAAGAGCCCGCUUGGGGUAGGAUGUUAUACUGUUAAUUUUGGUUGCUGUUGGAUUUACUUUGUUAGAUUUUUCUCAUUCACGAUGUGUGAACCAUGAAGCUUUGAAGCGGCUUUUCCCCACUGUGGCUUGGUGCGCAGGACGGUCGGGGCCUCAGGGACCCAGCUACGUAUGGAGUUGUUGAAGGAGAAAAAGACAGACAAUAAAUGAAGCCGCUCUUCA